Messenger RNA from Branchiostoma floridae (Florida lancelet), 5049 nucleotides. RefSeq lists its product as uncharacterized. The coding region runs from base 223 to 1770 and encodes 515 amino acids. Gene Ontology annotation, molecular function: DNA helicase activity. The transcript is spliced from 2 exons. Lineage: Eukaryota; Metazoa; Chordata; Leptocardii; Amphioxiformes; Branchiostomatidae. Gene Ontology annotation, biological process: telomere maintenance; DNA repair. The record is from RefSeq and is a predicted model, not a curated record.
UGAAGAUGUCCUCAUAGAAAAUGAGGAAAGUUUGGCAGUGUAUACCUUAACCAUCGACAAAUCUCUGCCCAAGAGUCAGUUUAUAGAGUUGGUAGUCUCAAACUGAAAGACUGUUCCAGGCAAGUAAUAUUUAUUCCAACUGAUGAGAGAGCCACCCGCUUGUCCAAGCCUUUGUCACUCAUACAAAAACAACGUCAGUUUGGACAUGAUGAGAACAUUUGGAUGCCCAAUAUUAUCGACAGAUACCAUGCAAGACCCAAAGAGGAACCUUUCAGAACAAUGUGUGCUGCCACCUUUGUAUCUGAAUAUAGAGUCGUGUGUUCUUCAGGUCAGGGAAAUACUGACAGGCAAUCAAGAACUCCGACAUAUGUAUUAAGUGGUAAUCUAGGAGUUGUACAAAAACGAACAAGAUCGAAACCUGCUAUCAUUCGAUUCCCAAAAUUUAACAAAGACAAGGAUACAGAGCGUUAUUAUGCCACUUUAUUGAAGUUAUACCUCCCUCACUACUGUGACACAGAGUUAAAACCAACACCUUAUACCAAAUAUGAAGAGUUCUAUUCAGAUGGGUUUGUGUCAAUCUUUGGGAACACAGAUGAUGUCAAAGUCUGUGAUAUUGUGCAAACAAACAGACAGAAGUUUGAAGGAAAUGUUGACAACAUUCCGCAAACCUGUCAAGACUUCAACGACACUCCCGACAUCGAUGAUCCAUGGGCCCAAAUAUUGCCAGAUGCCAAGGAACACGAACAAGUCACAUCCAAAGACCAGGAAGACGAAGACAUUUCUAAUGCCGAAGACCAGAACAUACCUGACCUUGCAACAGUACAGAAAUCCAAACAACUCUCUUUCACUUUAGAGAGAUGCCAACUUAAUAUACCUACCACAACUGCUAUCCCUCUCAUGCAGUCCAUGAAUUGGAGGCAACAACAGGUAUUCUAUUUUGUUCGGGAUUGGUGUUUGAAAGUCGUGCAGGGGAAGAGACCUGAUCCAUUUCAUAUUUUUCUCACCGGUGGUGCUGGCACAGGCAAGAGCCAUAUCACCAAGUGCAUAGCAUACAUGGCUAGCAGAAUCCUACAGCCCACACAAGAGAAUCCUGACAAAGUCGCAGUUCUAAUAACAGCUCCAACUGGAACAGCUGCCUUCAACAUAGGUGGAACGACUCUGCACCAUGCAUUUCACCUAGCACGAGUCUCUGUGAAAUACCAGCCUCUGUCAGAAAGCACCUUGAAUGCAGUGAGAGCCCAAUAUGAAAGCCUUCAGAUUGUCAUCACUGAUGAAGUCUCCAUGGUAGAUAAGAAACUAAUGUCUUCAGUGCAUGGAAGGUUGUCACAGCUACGUCAAGCCAACCCCAACACACGGUUUGGGAACAUGAGCAUCCUUGCUGUUGGGGAUAUGUUCCAGAUUCCUCCGGUCAAAGGGCAAAGUCUGUACAAAGCCACAAAAGCAGACUUCUUUCCUCUCUGGAAUGGUAUUUUCCAACUCUGUGAAUUGAAGGACAUCAUGAGACAAAGAAAUGAUGCUCUCUUUGCUGAGUUGUUAAACAGACUGAGAGUGAAAAGAAAGAAAGAACAACUAUCUGACGAAGACAACAUGACCUUAUUAUCAAGGGUAUUGUCCGUGGACUUUACAGCACCACAAUAUCCACAAGAUGCACUCCAUAUCUUUGCAACCAACGCAUUAGUUUCUGAACAUAAUGACAAAAUGUUACACCUCAGAUGUCCCCAAAUCACAACAUUUGAAGCCUCUGACUUUCAGAAAGAUCCAAGUACUUGAUCUUUGAAACAGAAGGCAAUCCUUGCAAAAGGACAGCCAGAUGACUUGCCAAAUGCCCUUUCCAUUGGUGUUGGUGCACGCGUUAUGCUGUCUAGAAAUGUCCAUGUUGAAGACGGCCUUGUCAACGGAGUUUUGGCACAGUAACAGGUCUAUCAGGUGGCAAAAACAGCAGUUCCAAAAAUCCAACAGUCUUUGUCAAAUUCGACGAUCCUAGAGCUGGUGCACUUCAAAGACAGAGAACUCCACUUUGUGAACAAGCCAACAUCAAUUCAGUUGCGAUACAUCAGUAUGAAGACACGUUGAAAUCAGAUAGCCACAUAAAACGUUACCAACUACCUUUGAAGCUUGCCUGGUGAUCUUCAAUUCACAAAGUGCAAGGCCUUACAGUUGAUACUGCAGUAGUCUGUAUGAAAAAUAUCUUUUCUGCAGGCAUGGCAUACGUAGCACUCAGUAGGGUUCGCAGUAUAAGUGGUCUUCACAUUACAGAGUACAAUCAGGAAGCCAUUUAUUGCAAUAAUGAAGUUCAACAGGCACUAAACGCCAUGACGCAAUUCACAUAUGAUCCCAACCCAUUUACAGAACUUUCACCUGCCUCUCCACAUCAACUGUUAAAAAUUGUUCACCAUAACACACAGGGACUUAUCACUCAUUUCAAAAGUAUGGCCAACACCUGUCUACUAGAAACAGAUCUACUCUGUCUUUCAGAAACCUGGCUCACUGCAAAUAACCACAACCAAGUGCAGAUAGACGGAUUCAAAAUGUAUCACAAGAACAAGUACAUCAGUGAAGCCUGUGACAAUCCGCUACAAACACAUCAAACUGCUCAUGGAGGAGUAGCAAUAUAUGUUCGCAACAAAUGGACAUCUCACGAAGUCCAAAUACCACAUUCCACAGACUUGCAAUGUCUGGCUGUCCAUGUUUCAACAGGCUGGCUGACACUGCUCUUACUAGUUAUCUACAGGCCCCCCCACGAGAACAAAGCAGCAUUCAUAUCCAGCCUCAAAAAACUCUUGGACUACUUGCCUGACAUGGACAAAAACACUACAAUCAUAGUUGGAGAUUUCAAUGAGAAUCUCUUGGCACUUCAAGACAGCAACAAAAUUCUAUCAUUCCUUGCUACCAAUAACUUUACACAAAUCGUACAUCAUCCAACAACUGUCAAAGGAAGUUUGCUUGACCACAUUUAUAUGUCGUCACUAGCAACAUUGCUUAAGACUGGCACAAUUCAAACAUUUAACAGCUAUCAUGAUGCAGUAUAUUGCAUAUUAUCAAGUCAUGCCACAAAAACACAAGCUCUUCACUAAGCUCUGUGAGGACAAAAUAAUUCAUCUAAUAAAUACACUUGCAAAAAGGCUAUAUAUGUACAUUCCAAAUACAUAGAGCUGCCUGAAGACAUUACCUUGCCAUACAAAAUAGCAGCAAGGCCAAGCCUGCUUGACACACUGAGUUCUAACGAUUGUAUCCCUCUCAAUAAUGUAUAAAACUGUACACAUGUACUUUCCAUUAUAUCAAAACCAACAGUUGCUUACUUUGACAUGUCUCCAUAGCAUGCUGAAAAUGCACAUUGGGGAGACAGAAAAAAAAUAAUCCUUACAGUAAGAUGCUUCACAAUAUGUAAUAUUCAUUCAGAUAUGUGUGUUACCACCCUUCAGGUGCCCUACCUGUACAUACUGACAGUUGUGCACAAAAUAUGCUGACAGGCCCACCAAGACAUAUACAUAUGUCCAUUUUAGUAUCUUGUCUAUCCCAUUGUUAAACCAAUUCCAAUAUGUGACACACUUUUUCAACUCUCUUGUAUCCUGCAUCAAGAACUUCUUCUCUGGCAAUUACAUCUCUUGCUAGCCAUUACAUGUCAUGAGCCAGCCAUGCCAACUACUCACAUAUCGUCAAACCAGCCUCCUUACUCCAAUAUGGUAUCAAGUCUUUGCCAAGCCACCAUCACAGUACCUUGCUCCAUCAAUCAACACCUUUACCACACUUCCCCAGCCAGCCUGCUCUCCACGUCCUACUGCCACAUGUGAUCUUCUAGCUUGGGAUCAAAUCCUUUUUGUCCAUAAUUGCACGCCAGCCUUGCACAUAUCAUGAUCCAAUCUGGGGACAAUUCUUUUGUCCAUAAUUGCACAUCCCAAGUUGCACAUGUCAUCAUCCAUCCUGGGGACAAUACCUCUUCUCCAUAAUUGCACGUGCAUAGUUGCACAUGUCGUCAUCUGCCCUGACGACAAUACCUUUUGUCCGUAAUUCCACAUCCAUAGUUGCACAUGUCGUCAUCCAGCCUGGGGACAAUACCUUUUGUCCAUAACUGCACGUCCAUACUUGCACAUCUGAUCAGCAAACCUGGGGACAACACCUUUUGUCCGUAAUGGCACAUCAUACUUCCAUACUGGAACAACAACUUCUGUCCAUAAUUGCACACCCAUAGGUGCACAUGUGCUCACUAAGCCUGGGGACAAUACCUUUUGUCCAGAAUUCUGCAGCUCUUACUUAAGCUUGGUCUCAACGACUGUUGUGCAUAGCUCAUGACGCAGUCUCAUACUUAUAAGGUCUUCUACCUUACUCCAACAUGCCAUAAUCUACCCUGCCAUCAGGUGAUUUUAUCUAACCCCAGUCUGCUCACAAGCCUCUGCUUACAGUUACACAAUCGCUGCCUGGCAGCUGAAUCACCUUCCUAGUGCAUAUGCAAAAUCACAUCUUACACAUAGACCAGGACAUCCUACAGGCAGCGCUUUAAGUCUUCUUUCCCCUAUGCCUUCCCUAAUGCCACACUCAUGUACUUGUGCUCAUAUAUUAACUGCACAAAGUACCUCCUGAGACACUCUUUCACCGAACCAUUUGCACACCGCAGUUCCUCCUUGGCAGGAGUAUGCUUCUUGACACAUGGUACUCAAGCAGCUGCAGGCUUUCCACUCAUGACAUGUCAGCCUUCAUUUUUAGAGGUCAAAUUGCCACUGAAUAUCUUCAUGUUCCUGUAUACACAGAAGUUCAGAAAAUGUGCCACGCAUUGGACUCAAUGACUACAUCAAACAAAAUAGACAAUAUACUAUCACGACAAACUCCUUUUCACUGGCUGUCCUGACAUCACAUUUGCAGCCACACCUGCCAGCCCAUACAGGACUAUCAACCAGCCCAGAAAGCCACUUCUGUACAACGACACAGUCCAACAUCACUAACGCAACAAAGCAGCACUACUAGCAGCUGGACUCACCAUGACAAGGACCAAAGCUACAAAAUCAGCCUUUCCAUUUAUUUCCAACAUUCUCAAAUACAUUCUCUGAACUAUAA